Messenger RNA from Mycena indigotica, 417 nucleotides. RefSeq lists its product as uncharacterized. The record is from RefSeq and is a predicted model, not a curated record. NCBI's taxonomy places the organism in Eukaryota, Fungi, Basidiomycota, Agaricomycetes, Agaricales, Mycenaceae. The transcript has 3 exons. The coding region runs from base 1 to 417 and encodes 138 amino acids.
AUGUUCAAAGUUGCCCUCUUCAGCCUUUUCACUAGCCUUGCUAUCUCCUCUGCGAACGUCGUUCACAGCCGCGAUGCCCAGGCGCUUCCCGUUCUUCACAACGGGCAGAAUAUUACCUUCAACUACAAGAAUGUUUUCUUGGACGACAGCAGUCGCUUUGGCAUGGGGCUACUUCGCAGCAAUGCGGCUUUGCCUGCCACCGUUGUUGCUGAUGGGUGGGAAGGCCCUGUCGUUCUGAACAUUCUUGACCAGGACGUUAUCCCGGCGACCUAUGUGUUGCAAUACCCCUUCUUUCAGAAUGGGUCCACCUACACUGCCCAGCUCUUCGAGUAUGAUGCCACCACUUUGGUGGUCACCGUACCCGAAGUCCGUAGCACCACGUUUGUGUGGGUUAACCAGCCCGGUCAGAAUAUUUGA